GGAAAGGUCCUAGGGGGCCACGUCACUGUCCCCGGGCCCGCCCCUCCCGUCUCGGCCCCGGCCGCGCUGGGCACCUGGCUAAGUCCGCCCGGCCCCCGCCAGGGACAGCACAGUCGCCGCCGCCGGUCCGCAGAGCCGCCCGUAGGUGCUGAGGAGCAGGCGCGGCAAGCGCAGAGCCCAGCGGUCCAGGCUCCCCGGAGCAGCCGCGCGUCGAGGCCCCGUCCCCGGGCUGUGAGUCCCGGGCCCCGCGCCCACGGGCCGUCGUCUUCCCCGCACGCGGAGCCGCUCGGUGGAGGCGCAGCAACCAUGUCCAUGGGCCUGGAGAUCACGGGCUCCGCGCUGGCCGCGUUGGGGUGGGUGUGCACCAUCAUCUGCUGCGCGCUGCCCAUGUGGCGCGUGACGGCCUUCAUCGGCAGCACCAUCAUCACGGCGCAGACCACCUGGGAGGGCCUGUGGAUGAACUGCGUGGUGCAGAGCACCGGCCAGAUGCAGUGCAAGGUGUACGACUCGCUGCUGGCACUGCCGCAGGACCUGCAGGCUGCCCGCGCACUCAUCGUCGUCGCUAUCCUGCUGGCCGCCUUUGGGCUCCUCGUGGCGCUCGUGGGCGCCCAGUGCACCAACUGCGUGGAGGACGAGACGGCCAAGGCCAAGAUCACCAUCGCGGCGGGCGUGGUGUUCCUGCUGGCCGCGCUGCUCACCCUGAUCCCGGUGUCCUGGUCGGCCAACUCCAUCAUCCGGGACUUCUACAACCCCUUGGUGCCCGAGGCGCAGAAGCGCGAGCUGGGCGCGGGCCUGUACGUGGGCUGGGCGGCCUCGGCGCUGCUGCUGCUGGGGGGCGGGCUGCUCUGCUGCUCGUGCCCCCCGCGCCAGAAGUACUCGACCUCCAAGAUCGUCUACUCCGCGCCGCGCUCCGUCGGGCCGGGCACUGGCACAAGCGCCGCCUACGACCGCCGGGACUACGUGUGAGCCGGCAGGGGAGGCCGAGCGCCCUGCACGCCGGGCAGCUUCUUGCUGGACUGGGAGACCGGCCCUGCUCCCCGCUUCUCCGUCCGCCACCCCGUGGCGGGCCAGGUAGCCGAAGGAACCGAACCACAUGGACAUCGAGACCUCGCCCUUCUCCAGCCAGGGCUUGGAGUGGCCACCAGCUACUUGCCAGCCGCCUCGGGCCUUGGCCCCCGAGCCCGCGGUGGGCAGGGACUGCAUCCUUGAAAAAGGCCAUUUCGUAUUUUGCAAUAAAAGCCUUUUUUUUUUUUUUUUUUUU
Molecule: messenger RNA, 1261 nt
Organism: Heterocephalus glaber (naked mole-rat)
Lineage: Eukaryota; Metazoa; Chordata; Mammalia; Rodentia; Bathyergidae
Gene: Cldn3
Product: claudin 3
Cellular component (GO): membrane; bicellular tight junction
Molecular function (GO): structural molecule activity
Source: RefSeq, a predicted model, not a curated record